This is a messenger RNA of Caenorhabditis briggsae, 1278 nucleotides long. The coding region runs from base 1 to 1278 and encodes 425 amino acids. Lineage: Eukaryota; Metazoa; Nematoda; Chromadorea; Rhabditida; Rhabditidae. The record is from RefSeq and is a predicted model, not a curated record. The transcript is spliced from 5 exons. Gene Ontology annotation, cellular component: mitochondrion.
AUGCUCUCCAAACAAAUCCUCCGAUCGUGGUGUCGUCGUUCCAUGCACCGUACCGUCCGUCAGCCGGUCCUCUCUGCCAGCUUCUCCCUUGAAAAAGAGUGGGCGGGGCGCCACGUGGCACUCGGAAAGCUGGGAUUGGGCGGAGACUACGAAUGGAUUUCGGCGGUUCAGAAGAAGUUCAUCGGCGGUGGAUACGCUUCGGCAGUCGACGUUGAUGCGGCUGUCUGUGUGGCCGAGCAGAAGGAUCAGGUUGAUGACGUCAUCGAGUUGUUGUACAAAUUGAGGCACAGUGUGAAGGCUGCUGAGAAGUUGGAGUCUAGCGAGUACGCUCUGGUUCGGCUGUUGCUUAAAUAUCAACCGGAGACUAUUCUGACACUGGCUAAUGAUCCGAUCAACUACGGUGUCUUUUUGAAUCCCCAUCUCGCCUGUAUCGUCAUCGAUCACUUUAUCAGAACAUCGAACAUCCAAGCGGCCGCCCGAAUCGUCACGUGGAUGGUCCAGCAGGAGGAGCUGGAUAAUGAGCUUUUAAACGUCCUUGGAAUGUAUGUAUGUGCAAAGUGGGCGGAGCUUCCAGCCGAUCAGCAGACACUCGAUUUAGGAGCAGUUGAGGAGGAAGAAGACGUCAAUGAUGACGAUAUUAGAACGUUCAAAUUCCCAUAUCUCAAAAACGACAGCUUCGACGAGCAUUUCGACCUAACGAAUGCACAUCAUCUCGUUGGAAAGUCGAUGAUGUGGCUUUCUCGGGAUACGAAGUCGAUUUCGGAUUCUCUAAAGUCGAGCAUCCAGGUUCUAGGCGCAGUGCUCUUCGAGAAACUUCCAGAAGCCAAUUUGGGAAUUGCCACGUCAUCUGGGAGUGUGAAGAGAAUGGUUGCGGAGAGAUUGGCGGCGAAGGAAGGAGAAGAGCAGUCGGAAGACGUCAAGAAGAUUCUGGAGACGAUUGGAGAGGUGAAGGCAGAGGAGACAUUGCUCAGUGAGCAGAUUUUGGAGCAUUUGAAGGAAAUCCAGCCAACCGAAGAGCAGAAGGUGUGCUCCUCACAGACCGCGCAAUUUGCCACGUGGAAUGAGCGUCGUCAGGAACUGGCAAAGUCGCAAGCUCAAAAAGUAUUGAUUCGCAUUCGACAGGACGAGAUUCGAGGCGAGCUGAAGGCGUUGGAUGAGCAGGAGGAGCAGAUGUCGUUCUUCAAAAAUCGACUGCAGUGGGAGAAGCGGGCGGCCGAGAACACGCAAAUCGACGAGGAAUCCAAACAGAGGCACAGGAAGAGAGAAGCUGCUAAUUAG